AAUAAAUAAAAAAAAUAAAACACAGAAAUAAAGCGACAUCUGCAUCUUCUUCUUCUCCUUUUCGACUCAAAAACUUGGGAAAGAAAAUUUGAUCCGGUACUGUGUUCAUCUUCACCCUGAAUUUAUUUAUUAUUUUUUUCUUUUCCCCCUUUUUUGUAAUAUUUAUUCCCUGCAUUCCAAUUUAUUGUAUUUUUCUUUUUUUUUCCACAAAAUUUGCGGUUUUUCGUUAUUAUUUCAUUUAUCAAAUUGUUUCCGAAAUUCAAUAUUUCUGUUUAUUCGAAUGAGAAUCUUGACGUAGAAAACAUUAUUCUUGAUUCUUUUUUGUAUUCAUUACGUUUUGGAUCGGCAAGUUUGAAUUUUUGCUUACCGAAUUGAGUUUCCGUUGUUUUUUUCUUGCGAAUUUGAUUAUUCUGCGAGAAAAUUUAUUGAGUAAUAGCUUAUUUUUGUCAAUUUUUUUCUGUUUUUUUUUCUCAUUGUUUAUUUGUAUUAUAUUCAAUUUUACAGAAGAAUUUGAUCUUACAUUUCACGAUCUUUUUGAAAAUCUGUAACUUGAAUCACAUUGUUUCUCUAUUUCGUUUUUGAUUUUGGUGGGCAUCGUUUUUCAUAUACAAAUUACUUCUGCGACGAGCAAUCAAUAAACUCUACCGAUAAGGGGAGAGAAAAAAAAAUCUUCCCUUUCUUCCAUACUAUCGUCCACAUUAGCUGCAUUUUGAUUGACAAGGUCGACCUUUAAUUUCCAUGCAACGUAUUGGGUUGCAGUUAGAUUUUCGAGCUACGUUGUUUUUCACCGGAAUACUGAAAUAUUUAAGGGUUGUCUUCUUGAGGUGUCUGGUCUGACGAAAUUAGGCCUUUUCUUUUUUACGUUACUCUUUGAUGGGAUUGAGAAGGUUGGAUUUCGAUGUUGGAAAUCAAGAAAGAGAAUUCAGAAGGAUUUGAGAUAUAUUUUUGAUGGGGAACACAUGUGUUGGACCGAACGUGGGGAACAAUGGAUUCUUACAGUCGGUCUCAGCUGCAGUGUGGCGACAACGUGGGACCGAGGAAUUGGUCCCUACUCAAAAGGAAGCGGAUGGUAGCAGUAAGGCUUCUGCUGCUGCUGCAGCGACCUCUGCCCCGAAAGAAUCUCAAACUGCUCUGCCUGUCCAAAGUACACCACCUGAACCAGUUACGAUCAGUGAAGAGGUACCUAAGCGUGUAGAAGCAAUAAGUUCUGAUAAGCCAGGUGAAAAAGUGCAGGAAGCUAAACCAGUGGAACCCACAAAACCUAAGAAACCUCCAAAUUUUAAGAGAAUGGCAAGUGUAGGGCUUAACAUAGAUUCUGUGUUACAGAGGAAGACUGAGAUUCUGAAGGAGAAAUACAGUUUGGGGCGGAAGCUCGGACAAGGGCAAUUUGGCACAACCUUUUACUGUCUGGAGAAAGGAACUGGGAAGGAAUUUGCAUGCAAGACGAUCGCAAAAAGAAAGCUCACAACUGCAGAGGAUGUAGAAGAUGUGAGAAGAGAAAUUCAGAUAAUGCAUCACUUAGCAGGCCACCCAAAUAUCAUCUCAAUUGUGGGUGCUUUUGAGGAUGCUGUUGGAGUUCAUGUCGUUAUGGAGUUGUGUGCUGGUGGAGAACUCUUCGACAGGAUUAUUCAGAGGGGGCAUUAUUCAGAAAAACAGGCAGCUGAGCUUGCGAGAGUUAUAGUUGGUGUUGUUGAAGCAUGCCAUUCCUUGGGUGUCAUGCAUCGAGACCUGAAGCCUGAGAAUUUUCUAUUUGUCAGCCAGGGAGAUAACGCACUGCUUAAAACAAUUGACUUUGGACUGUCAAUAUUUUUUAGGCCAGGGGAAACAUUUACUGAUGUGGUUGGAAGUCCUUAUUAUGUUGCCCCAGAAGUUUUGCGAAAGCAUUAUGGUCCAGAAUGUGAUGUUUGGAGUGCAGGGGUAAUUAUUUAUAUUUUACUAAGUGGCGUCCCUCCAUUUUGGGAUGAAACGGAGCAGGGAAUCUUUGAACAGGUUUUAAAAGGUGAGCUUGACUUUGUAUCAGAUCCAUGGCCUAGCAUCUCUGAGAGUGCAAAAGAUCUGGUCCGAAAAAUGCUUGUAAGAGACCCCAAAAAACGGCUAACUGCCCAUGAAGUUCUCUGUCACCCUUGGGUUCGGGUUGGUGGUGUAGCUCCCGAUAAGCCCCUUGAUUCUGCAGUUUUAACUCGCUUGAAGCAAUUCUCUGCCAUGAACAAACUCAAGAAAAUGGCAAUCAGAGUUAUUGCUGAGAAUCUGUCUGAAGAGGAAAUUGCUGGCCUGAAAGAAAUGUUUAAGAUGAUAGACACAGAUAAUAGUGGACAGAUCACUUUUGAAGAACUCAAGGUUGGUAUGGAAAGAGUUGGUGCAAAACUCAAGGAGUCUGAAAUAUAUGCAUUAAUGCAAGCUGCUGAUAUUGACAACAGUGGUACCAUAGAUUAUGGUGAAUUUUUAGCUGCAACUCUACAUCUAAAUAAAAUCGAAAAAGAAGAUCAUUUGUUUGCGGCUUUCUCAUACUUCGACAAAGAUGGAAGUGGAUAUAUAACUCAAGAUGAGCUCCAACAGGCUUGUGAGGAAUUUGGUAUAGAUGCUCAUCUUGAAGAUAUGAUACGAGAAGUGGAUCAAGACAAUGAUGGGCGCAUAGAUUACAGUGAAUUUGUGGCUAUGAUGCAAGACAAAGGUUUUGGCAAGAAGGGGCUUUUCAAAUGACUAUGGCUCUGGGUUUAAGAAACCGUAAAGCUUGGUUGAUGCCUAGUCGUGGUCAUGUAUUUUCUAACCUUUUCUUUUUCUUUUUCUUUUCCAUUUUUGUUCUUGUUAUCAGUAGAAUUGGUUGGGACAAGGUCUUACCAGAGUUGAGUUGGAUAACAGUAGAACCAUGCAUAGCCAUUGUAAAGAUCAGACACUUACAAAGCUAAAAUAGGUUCAUAGAGUUUUUUUUUAUUAUA
Messenger RNA from Nelumbo nucifera (sacred lotus), 2936 nucleotides. Its product is annotated as calcium-dependent protein kinase 20-like. Gene Ontology annotation, molecular function: protein kinase activity; ATP binding; calcium ion binding. Gene Ontology annotation, biological process: protein phosphorylation. NCBI's taxonomy places the organism in Eukaryota, Viridiplantae, Streptophyta, Magnoliopsida, Proteales, Nelumbonaceae. The record is from RefSeq and is a predicted model, not a curated record.